This is a messenger RNA of Suillus paluster, 657 nucleotides long. RefSeq lists its product as uncharacterized. The coding region runs from base 75 to 476 and encodes 133 amino acids. The transcript has 5 exons. NCBI's taxonomy places the organism in Eukaryota, Fungi, Basidiomycota, Agaricomycetes, Boletales, Suillaceae. The record is from RefSeq and is a predicted model, not a curated record.
UCAGUCUGUUCUCCAGUCGUUCUUUGCCUCCCGACUUCAACUGUUUAGCUUCCUCCCCCCUGUUCACUCACGCAAUGCAGUUCGCUCUCUUCGCAUCCCUCGCUAUUCUCUGCAGCACUGCCCUUGCUGCCCCUUCUCAGCGCCGUGGUGACGACUCUCUGGUCGACGUGGGUGUCUUCGUGGAUAAUGUCUUGAACGGUGCGGAUCUCAACGUCAUCACUCAGCACAAGCGGGGAGGCUCGGACGCUAGUUUGGCUGACGUCGACGUUUUGGUCACCAAUGUGGCCAACGACGCUGACCUCGACGUUCUCACUCGGCGUGAUGGUUCUUUGGCCGACGUCGCUGCUUUAGUCACCAAUGUGGCCAACGGCAUUGACCUCGACGUUCUCACUCGGCGUGAUGGUUCUUUGGCCGACGUCGCUGUUGUGGUCACAGAUGUAGCAAACAAGCUUGACCUGGACGUGCUUGACCAGUAAAUCUGCCUGCGGCAUGGUGCCCCAUAUUGCCCGUCGGAACUGUGGGAAUGGAUGUCUGCCUCUGCUUCUGCAUAUACAUGCCAGUAUACCCCUUACGAAUAGCCUUGGUGGCCGCCCGAUCUCUCAUCGGCCAUCCUAACGCAUAAUACUUCCAACAAUACAAUCAUUUUUCUGAGACUUC